AUGCGCCUCUCCAAAACCCUUGUCGACAUGGACAUGGCUGACUACAGUGCUGCGCUGGACCCAGCCUACACCACCCUGGAGUUUGAGAAUGUGCAGGUGCUGACGAUGGGCAAUGACACAUCCCCAUCAGAAAGCGCCAACCUCAACACACCCAACAGCCUGGGCGUCAGCGCCCUAUGUGCCAUCUGUGGGGACCGGGCCACAGGAAAACACUAUGGGGCCUCGAGCUGUGAUGGCUGCAAGGGCUUCUUCCGGAGAAGUGUGAGGAAGAACCACAUGUACUCCUGCAGAUUUAGCCGGCAAUGCGUGGUGGACAAAGACAAGAGGAACCAGUGCCGCUACUGCAGGCUCAAGAAGUGCUUCCGGGCUGGCAUGAAGAAGGAAGCCGUCCAGAAUGAGCGGGACCGGAUCAGCACUCGAAGGUCAAGCUACGAAGACAGCAGCCUGCCCUCCAUCAACGCCCUCCUACAGGCUGAAGUCUUGUCUCAGCAGAUCACUUCCCCUGUCUCUGGGAUCAAUGGUGACAUCCGGGCCAAGAAGAUCGCCAGCAUCUCGGACGUGUGCGAGUCCAUGAAGGAGCAGCUGCUGGUGCUGGUCGAGUGGGCCAAGUACAUCCCAGCUUUCUGCGAGCUCCCCCUGGACGACCAGGUGGCCCUGCUCAGAGCCCACGCCGGGGAGCACCUGCUACUCGGAACCACCAAGCGAUCCAUGGUGUUCAAGGACGUGCUGCUCCUAGGCAAUGACUACAUCGUCCCCCGGCACUGCCCAGAGCUGGCGGAGAUGAACCGCGUGUCCGUGCGCAUCCUGGACGAGCUGGUGCUGCCCUUCCAGGAGUUGCAGAUCGAUGACAAUGAGUAUGCCUGCCUCAAAGCCAUCAUCUUCUUCGACCCAGAUGCCAAGGGGCUGAGCGACCCAAGCAAGAUCAAGAGGCUGCGUUCCCAGGUGCAGGUGAGCCUGGAGGACUACAUCAAUGACCGCCAGUACGACUCACGUGGCCGUUUCGGUGAGCUGCUGCUGCUGCUGCCCACCCUGCAGAGCAUCACCUGGCAGAUGAUUGAGCAGAUCCAGUUCAUCAAGCUUUUUGGCAUGGCCAAGAUCGACAACCUACUGCAGGAGAUGCUGCUGGGAGGUCCAUGCCAGCCCCAGGAGGGGCUGAGAGGGUCCUCCAGUGAUGCACCCCACGCCCACCACCCCCUGCAUCCUCAUCUGAUGCAGGAACACAUGGGCACAAAUGUCAUUGUUGCCAACACGAUGCCUGCUCAUCUCAGCAAUGGACAGAUGUGUGAGUGGCCCCGUCCCAGGGGGCAGGCAGCUACCCCUGAGACUCCACAGCCCUCACCACCAGGUGGCUCAGCGUCUGAGCCCUACAAGCUCCUGCCAGGAGCCAUUGCCACGAUUGUCAAGCCCCCCUCUGCCAUCCCCCAGCCAACCAUCACCAAGCAAGAAGUCAUCUAGCAAGCCGCUGGGGGUCGGGGGCUCUGCUAGCUCCCCGCAGCCCCCUCAAAGAGCGCCUGGUGAUCACUCGAUUACAGCUAAAGAAGGCAUGACAACAGGGCCAGGCCCAGAGCAGUAAUGGAAAGGGCAAAGGGCCCGAGGACUUGUGCCAAGGGAUAUAUCCCAUUGCCACCCUUCACCCUCUGCUCUGGGUGACAGGGCUUUGACUUCGGGAGACCCUGGCUGGAAAGCUGCCUUGGACAGCUUUUCUCAUGCCGAAGACACUGCCUUCACCUUCAUCCAUAUCCAACCCCAGUUUCUUCACCCCAAAGGACAGCUGUCUGGAGACAAUACGGAACCCUCCUUAAACAUAGCUCCUUUCUCCCUCAGCCUCUCUAAGUAUGGACAUAAUACCCAGACACAGAGCCCUUUUAGGGUGGGUCAGAUUGCAGCACAUUAACCCUCCCAGUUCUGCCACAUCAAACUCAAAUGUUCCUCCCCUCCACUGUCACCAUCCUUAACCAGUAGCUGUUAAGUUGAUCCUGACUCAUGGCCACCCCAUGUGUGUCAUAGUAGAGUUGUGCUCUGCAGAGUUUUCAAUGGCUGGUUUUUCAGAAGUAGGUCACCAGGCCUUUUCCAAGGCACCUCUGGGUAGACUUGAACCUCCAACCUUUCAGUUAGCCACUGAGCCCAUUAAACAUUUGCACCACCCAGGGAUCCUAUUUUUUCUGAAGCUACCUCUCCAGAGGCUGAAGAAGACUCCUAACCAAUUCCCCCAGUCAUUCCAGGAACAUGUUAAAACACUGGGGCCAGGCACAGCAUAGGAGACUGUUGAAAAGGAAGAGACAGUUCCUUCUCUCACCCCACCUCACUUCCCUUCUUCAAGGACUUGUGUGGGUGUUUGGAGUCUGAUCCCUAUAGGCUUUCAACAAUGAGAGAACCAUCCAAGGUUGAAAACUGCAACAGGAACUUGGAGGGAGGGCUGGAGUAUCAGAGAGAGCACCCGGAAGGAGGCAGACUGUCCGCAAGGCCUUGAAGGAAGGGUAGGAUUAGAGCUGGUGGAGCAGAUGAGACAGGACAUUCCAUGUGAGGGGAAACAGCCUGGGCAAUGGCUAGAUGUCAGAAGAAUGGUGUUAGGAGGAAGGCGGUGAAGAGACCAGACUGUCUGGAGCAGAGAGGGCAUGGGGGCUUUGAAUGCCAGUCUGAGCCCUAUAGACUUGGUUUCCUAGGUCAUGAGUAGCUGAGCUAGGUUCUCAGAAGAUGAAUACAACAGUCCUAUAGAGGUUAGUAGUGGACUGAAACAUACCAACAAUCACAAAGGUGGCACAGGACCUGGUAAUGUUUUGUUCUGUUAUAGAUAAGGUCACUAUGAGUUGGAGUCGACUCGACAGCACCUAACAACAACAGCAACAGAGAUUGGCAGGUUGGGAAGGAGCAGGGAGGUCAGAUGGGGGCCCUGAUAUAAUCCAGGUGAGAGUGAUGAGAACCUGAACUACAGCGUGGCUUGGGGAUGGAGAAGGAGGGAUGGUGAGCCCUCUCGGAUCACAGAGAUAUGAAGGAGGAAUUAGCCCCGUCUUAAGGCACUUAACAUGCAUCAUCUCAUUUAUCCUCACAAUUACCCAGAGAUCACUACAGAAGAUGAACUUGAGUUCCAAGAGGUUAAGCGAUUUUUCUGGAACUCACACAGCUAGUAAGUGGCAGAAUAAGGACUUGAACCCAUUUUGCCUGCCUGGAUCAGAAUGGAAGCUCUUAACCACAGUAGCUGAACAUCCUCUCUGAAAGGGCCCCUCUGUCUCACUGUGAUCAAGUUGAGAGACUUUCUGCCCCCUUCACCAUCCUCAGAAGCCAAAGCUCCCUUUCCCCCAGGAGCCCUGCCCCCUCCCAGGUGUAAGAUUGGCUCGAGGGUGCACCAAAAUCCACUCAGGGUCCAGAAUUCUGUUUGCCGGUCAACAUUAAGGAGAAUUCAUGACUCCUGGACCCUUUUUGCUCUUCACUCUUCAAGUCUGGGAGAGGGACAGCAGGGUGUUGGUUCCUGGGAGAAGAACCCAUCUGGCCUGGUAGCCUCGGGGUGGGACAGUGGAGAUGGGGGAGGACAGAAUGAUAGAAAUGGGGGGCACCAGAAGGGUAGAGACCUGCCCUGGGGAGUACCACUCAAGGUGCUGCCUGGAAACAUUAAACCCCAGGAAGGAGCAGUCAGUGUCUCACCCAUGCAGAAUUUUGGUGAUUUGGGAAAUUCUGGAAAAUGCCACUGUGUCCUGGGGCUGGAAGCAUGGUUAGGUAGAAGGGUGAAUGGUUUGACUGGCUACCUGCCCCCACCCAGGGCUGACCUUCUGAGUGGAUGGGGGCAGUAUCCCAGUGGCCAGAAAUUCUAACACUAGUGAUUAUUCCUUUUUGAGAAAGAGGCAUGGAGAGUACAAUUGGCAGUGUGUGCAAGAGAAAUCGCCUCACAUCCCACGGCUGUCAAGAUUGUCUUUCUCCACCCUACCAAAACAGUCCCCAAUCCUAGGAGAGGCUGUUUCCUGCUCAAGGCUCUCAGCCUUCCUCAGCCCACCUCACUCCAAUUCUCCAGAAAUCCCAGGCAGAGGGGCUCAGACUGGUCUGGGGCAGGGCAGGGAAGCUGGAAUCAUUCUGGUUUUCACCAUCAUUCCCACCCUUUGUUCCUUCACCCUCAAAUGUUGCUCAGGCCUCUGCCUUGGAAGCAAAGCUGAGAGAACUUUCUAUGGGGGUGGAGAAGGGUAACAAUGUCCUUUUAGGGCUAGCAACCUUCUGAGGCAGGAGAUCAGUCCUGUACCCCAGACCUCCGCUUUCUGCCUUGUGGACUAAGAAAGGGUUGGGAGAGCCCAGCAUGGACCCCACAAUGCUUCCACCUAGACACCCCCUCUCCAGGCAGCUCUCAGCGGGCUACAGAAUCUACACACCUCUUCUGGGAGUGGACAGAAGAAAGCAUCAGAAAUGGACAUGCCUUGGUUUCUUGUGAUGAUCAAGCCAGUUGCUUUUGCCAAAUUGUUUUAUGAUCUACCCUGAUUGGACUAAUUGUGAAACUCACAUCAAGCUGGAGGGUCCCAUCAGACCAAUCAGCAUCUUCCUGCAGGUGCGACUGUCAUUAGGUUCCCUGUUGACCCCUGCAGCUCCCAUCACUGCCACUCAGUGGGGCAAAGAAGCAAAAAACAUUUCUUACUCUUGUGUGUUUUAACAAAAAAAGUUUAUAAAACAAAAAUAAAUGGCGCAUAUGUUUUCUAACUCCUUGGAUCGGUCUUUUUUUUUCAGGUGUUAGAAAUAAGAACGAGAAUAGUUGUAUAAUCCUUUACAGUGUAAAAACAAAAAGUUUUCACAUCUGUUAUUGUAUUUUUAAUUUUCAUAUCAAGAGGUAAGCAGCUUAGACAUUAUUAUUAGCCCUCACUUUAUAGAUAAGGAAACUGGGGCUCAAGGGAAGUUGUUUUCCUUGAGGGGCUGAGGUGGGAAUUGUGUCUUGGCUCCAAGAACUCUGAAUGCAGAGAAAGUGAAAGAUGACCCUACCUCCUGAAUAUGAGGGCAGUGAGGGACAGAGUGAUGAAAGGAUCUGAGAGAAUGGCAAGAGCACAAGGAUCUGUCAUCUACCACAGAGCCCAAGAUGGAGCCCUGUAUUGGGUCACCUCCAGGGACCUUGGUUAACUAACAAUAGCAGACAAUCUAGCAAGGGGAGAUUUCAUAAAAGCAAGUGUUGUUUUAAAAAAGAAUUUCCAGCUACAUCUUCAGUCACUUUGGUCCUUCCCCCUGCUAAAUUACAUGGGUAGCACUGUGCCUUGGCCAUCAGGGACCACAGCCUUAUCUUUUUCAUGUGGUGGUGAGUUGGAGCCAGCUCGUAAGAACAGGUUGUUAGUUUUCUUCCCAACCCUGUGCUCAUUGAUGUCACGUUAAUAGCAGUGGUGGGAGCAUUUACACCACUAACAAUGGCAGAUGCCA
Molecule: messenger RNA, 5376 nt
Organism: Loxodonta africana (African savanna elephant)
Lineage: Eukaryota; Metazoa; Chordata; Mammalia; Proboscidea; Elephantidae
Gene: HNF4A
Product: hepatocyte nuclear factor 4 alpha
Exons: 10
Coding region: 1-1455 (484 amino acids)
Biological process (GO): anatomical structure development; positive regulation of transcription by RNA polymerase II; cell differentiation
Cellular component (GO): nucleus
Molecular function (GO): nuclear steroid receptor activity; zinc ion binding; RNA polymerase II cis-regulatory region sequence-specific DNA binding
Source: RefSeq, a predicted model, not a curated record